AUGUCUCUCGUGCGCGCACUUGAGCAGACGCCCGACAAGGCACAUGUGCACACUUCCAAAUCCACUUCCACCAAUGCCGAUGGUACUUCUCAACGACGGCACACGUGUCCCCGCCUCGGAUACGGCACCGGCACCAUCCACCGCGAGCACGACACCACCUCCACCAUCCUCUCCGCGAUCUCCGCCGGGUUCACCCACCUCGACGGCGCGCAGUUGUACAAGAACGAAGAGUUCCUGGGCGCCGCGAUCGCGACCGUGCGCGGCGCGCUCGAAGACUCGCUCCGGAAGCUGCAGGUGGACUACGUCGACAUGUUCCUCAUCCACGUGCCCAUAUUCUUCGCGGACCUCAAGGCGACGUGGCGCGAGAUGGAGGGCGUGAAGGAGGCGGGGCUCGCGCGGACGAUCGGGCUGUCGAACUUCAACGCGACCCAGCUGCACACGAUCCUGGAAGACGCGAAGGUCAUUCCCGCGGUCAAUCAGGUCGAGUAUCAUCCGUACGUGUACGACACGAACAAGACCCUUGUCGCCAUCCACGAGCGGCACGGCAUCGCGACCGCUGGCUACUCCGGGCUUGCGAUGCUGACUCGGUUCCCGGACGGCCCCGUCGACUCAGCGCUGCUGGCUCCCAUUCGUCGGCGACUGGAGAAGGAGGCAGGAGCGCCUGUGACUGAGGCUCAGGUGCUUCUCUUGUGGCAUCGCGCGCACGGGGUGAUAGAGAUCACGACUAGCUCUAAGGCAGAGCGCAUGCAGGAGUACCUCGAUAUUUUGCGCCUUCCCGACUUGACACCGGAGGAGGUGAAAACAAUAGAUGACGCUGGAUCCACGGUUCAUCGCCGAUUCUUCUGCAAGAACUGGAUGGAUGCGUGA
Epithele typhae is the source of this 867-nucleotide messenger RNA. RefSeq names its product Aldo/keto reductase. The record is from RefSeq and is a predicted model, not a curated record. NCBI's taxonomy places the organism in Eukaryota, Fungi, Basidiomycota, Agaricomycetes, Polyporales, Epitheliaceae. Gene Ontology annotation, cellular component: cytosol. The coding region runs from base 1 to 867 and encodes 288 amino acids. Gene Ontology annotation, molecular function: aldose reductase (NADPH) activity. The transcript has 6 exons.